AUGGACGCGUUACCUCCCGAUCCUUACGCCGCUCUCGGUGUCGCCAAAGACGCCACCGCCGCUGCGAUCAAGGCUCAGUACAGGAAGCUCGUCCUCAAACACCAUCCCGACAAGAUCCAAGACGAGGCGCUGAAGCAGAACGCCGCCGAUGAAUUCCACAAGAUACAGACCGCCUACGAGAUCGUGGGCGAUGAUGUGCGACGUCAGCGAUAUGACGCGCAGUGCAGACUCGUUGAACUCCGGAGAGAGAUGGAAAGGGAGAGCGCGGAAAGAGGGUAUGCCAGCAUGAGAAGUUCCGGCUUUCGCGAGCCUCCGGAAUCCCCGCGAAAGGGCGACUUCUACGCACGUACUGCCCAUCGGUCGGGUCGCACAUCGCCGCGUUUCGAGGAAAGACGCCCAGCGUAUACCGAGUACUUCGACUCUCCGAGACCGACCUCGCGAAAAGACGAAUCCUAUGAGCCGCCCAAGCGUUCCUCCCGGCGCGAAGAUCCCAAAAAGUCGAAGACGUCUUCACGGUCAACGAAAGAAACCGAGCGUUCGAGCAGAGCAGAAAAGACGAAGCGCUCCGACAAGGACGUGCGGAGGGAGCGCGAGCAGAAGAAGUUUGCCUUCACUACCGUGGAAGACGAGCCGAGCAGCGACUCCGACCCCUACGAGCGCACUCAGCGAAGGAUGCGCGAAGAGGACGAGCGGCAACGGGCGAGAGCGGUGGCGGAAGAGGCUCGCCGCAGAGACGAGGAGGAAGCCGCCGCUGCCGCCUUUUUUGGAAACGACCGAGCCCGCAGAAUGUGGGACCCCGAUCACAACGCCGACUACAAAGCGAAGGAGAAUCUCGCGAGAGAAUACAUGGCCGCUCGUAAGGUUCCCACGUUCGAACGACGCCCGUCAGGCCCUAUUGGGUAUUCGACGCAAGAACGAGGGGAGUUCGAGAGACGACCUUCUGCGCCCGUCAGCACUUCGUAUCAAGAGAGGGAGGCAUUCGAACGCCGGCCCUCCGCCCCGGUCGCUUCUAUGCGAGACAAGAUCGAGACCAUCAAGCGCGAGGGCAAGCCAUUGAUCGAGGUGCGAAGGGGGAGCGGCCGGCCAACGCUGGCCACACGGGAUUCCAGUCGCAAGAAGUCAUCGCGGGAGAAGGAUAUUCACAUUGUCGACGAACCGGCGCCAGAGCCACGGCGACGCGCACCAGGACUCAACAAGACGCAUUCGUCGCCGGACAACAUUCGACCGCCGUUUGAAAGACAGCGCUCGAACUCGCUGGAGCGCGAGCGCCGCGCGCCACCACCUCCGUCAAUGAAGCGUUCCGAAACCAUGCCUUACCCAUCUAGCAAGAGCGAGGUCCGGCGCAGAGAGCCCUCGGCGAGGAACUCUUACCCCACUCCGGAAGCCACUCCCGAACCAUCCCCGCUGUCACCGCUUAGGACGGCGAGCUACAACUAUACCAGCCAGGACGAAGUGGUGGCGUCUCCGGAGACGUAUCAGGCCCCAUACCAAACGAUCACUCGCGAGCCCUCCCCCAAGCAACGGAUCACGCGCAGUCCCUCGCCCAUUCGAGAACCACGCGAAAAGUCACGAGGUAGCGCUCUGAAGCACGAAGCGACCCAGCCACCAUCCAACAAGCGCAUGACAAGCCGCUCCUAUUCCUACGCGGAAACAUAUGACAACCCCGAGCCCUUCGCACGGCCGCCGCUCAGCCGAGAGAACAGCGGACGGCUCUUCGCCGAGAUCUCGACCACGCAGAACCAGAGAACGCCUUCGAGCAAGCUGUAUUCGCCGCCGGCGGAUGAGAUCCGCUAUUCGCCGAAAGCGCGACCCGAAGACGUCAGGACUGCGUCUGGUAAUUACACCAUGAAACGGUCGAACGAAAGGCCGUACUCGAGGAAUGGUCAGCCUAUCUCGGUGAGGUAG
This is a messenger RNA of Neohortaea acidophila, 1905 nucleotides long. RefSeq lists its product as uncharacterized. Lineage: Eukaryota; Fungi; Ascomycota; Dothideomycetes; Mycosphaerellales; Teratosphaeriaceae. The record is from RefSeq and is a predicted model, not a curated record. The transcript has a single exon. Bases 1 to 1905 code for a protein of 634 amino acids.